This is a messenger RNA of Penicillium daleae, 987 nucleotides long. Its product is annotated as HVA22/TB2/DP1 family protein. The transcript is spliced from 3 exons. The record is from RefSeq and is a predicted model, not a curated record. Bases 1 to 987 code for a protein of 328 amino acids. NCBI's taxonomy places the organism in Eukaryota, Fungi, Ascomycota, Eurotiomycetes, Eurotiales, Aspergillaceae.
AUGUUCGGCAUCUUUGCGGACUUAUUGUCCUCCGUGAUCACCAUCCUCUUCCCCAUCUUCGCUUCCUACAAGGCCCUCCGCUCCGCCGAUCCCUCCCAACUCGCACCAUGGCUGAUGUACUGGGUCGUACUGUCCGUCGUACUGCUGGUAGAAUCUUGGACAGUAUUUAUUAUCGGAUGGUUCCCCUUCUAUAGCUGGAUCCGCCUCUUUUUCUUGUGCUACCUCGUUCUUCCCCAGACUCAGGGAGCCCGCCUCAUCUAUCAAGACUACGUUGAUCCCUUUUUGACCCACCACGAACGCGGGAUCGAAGAGUUCAUCGGUCGGUCACACGAGCAGGCCAAGGCAUUGGGUCUACAAUACUUCUACAAAGCUAUCGAUUUGAUCCGAGAGAAGGUAAUGGGCCUCCCCCCACAACAGCCCGCGCCACCGCCACCCUCGGGGCCCGCUGCCUAUGCUCAAUCGUUGCUGUCGCGUUUCAACAUCCCGACUGCCGGCGCUCCAGCUGCGCCCGGAGCACCGGCUGGCGCACCAGCAGCUACCACCGAUUGGUAUUCGAUCCUCGGUUCUGCCCUGGGGUCCGUCGCUUCUGCAGGCAGGCCCCGUGAAGCACGAGAGGAGGAGCUUUCCGCCAGCGGUACCCUUCUCCAGCGCAAGUUGGAAACCAUGUCCGGUGCCGAGAAGGCCAGCUAUAUCUCCAGGCAGCGGGAGGUGCUGGACUUCCUACGCUCGACUUUGAGUCGGGAGGAGCAAGCGAUGAGUCCGGAUGAGGCCGAGAAUGAUGAUCUGGCGUACGGUGCUCCGCUGCGGAAGGAUCCUAGCGAUACCUCCUUUGAUGUAGUGGACGAUGAGGAUUUGGGGAGUCGCGGUACUGCUACUCGACGGAAGAGUAGUCGGUGGACAUCAGGCUGGAUGGGUAACGAGCAUGAUUCGUCGGGUUCAUCAGGCACCGACAACGCUGCCCGUGCGUCCGGGUAUGAUCGAUACUAG